UUUUUUUGAAAAAAGAUCUCUUAAAUGAAAUGCUCCUAUAUUCUUCCCUCUGACGUUUCUGCCAAUUCCAGAGUCUUUGAUCUUCUUCUGUAACUGACCCCUCUCUCUCUCUCUCUCUCUCCGGGGAUUCGUCGCGGAAAUGGCUUCGGGCAUAAAGAUCGUGUUCGGUCUCCUGACAUUUGUCACUGUCGGAAUGAUUAUCGGCGCUUUGUUUCAGUUAGCCUUUAUACAUAAACUGGAAGACUCAUACGGAACCGAACUUCCAUCUCUAAAAAGACUUAGGAGUCGGAAUGAUCGCUAUCUACCAAGAGGUGUCUCACAUUGGACAAACGACAGAGACGCAGAAAUCUUACGGCUCGGAUAUGUCAAGCCUGAAAUAGUCAGCUGGUCUCCUCGAAUUAUUGUGCUACAUAACUUUUUAAGCAUGGAGGAAUGUGACUACCUGAGAGCUAUAGCCCGGCCUCGCCUUCAGGUUUCCACUGUCGUGGAUGCAAAAACCGGGAAGGGAGUCAAAAGCAAUGUAAGAACGAGCUCGGGUAUGUUCCUAAGUCACGAAGAGAGAAAGUAUCCGAUAAUUCAGGGAAUCGAAAAGCGGAUUUCUGUCUUUUCUCAAGUGCCCGAGGAAAACGGGGAACUCGUUCAAGUCCUAAGAUACGAGCCGAGUCAGUUUUACAAACCGCACCAUGAUUACUUCUCCGACACCUUCAACUUGAGACGAGGUGGCCAGCGCGUAGCAACAAUGCUUAUGUAUCUAAGUGAUGAUGUCGAAGGAGGGGAAACAUACUUCCCUCUGGCGGGGGAAGGGGAAUGCACCUGCGGAGGGAAGAUCAUGAAGGGAAUCUCGGUGAAACCCGCGAAGGGAGACGCAGUGCUCUUCUGGAGCAUGGGACUGGACGGACAGUCGGAUCCGAGAAGCAUACACGGGGGAUGCGAGGUUCUGUCGGGAGAGAAAUGGUCUGCUACCAAAUGGAUGAGACAAAGAUCUACUUUCUAACUUUUAACGUAAGAAACCAGAAGAUCUCCAUUUUUAUAUAAACCAAUGAACCACAGAAUUCCAUGAUCAAAGCCAUAGAAUUUCCCACAGUUUUCUUCUUCUUCUUCUUCUUCUUCUCUGUUUCGGACAUGGAUUCUAAUGUCUAUCAUUAUACGGAGUGUUCUAAUUUUGGGCUUAGCAAUAGAAUCACUGUUUUGCUUUU
Messenger RNA from Tarenaya hassleriana, 1196 nucleotides. Its product is annotated as prolyl 4-hydroxylase 1. The record is from RefSeq and is a predicted model, not a curated record. Gene Ontology annotation, biological process: peptidyl-proline hydroxylation to 4-hydroxy-L-proline. NCBI's taxonomy places the organism in Eukaryota, Viridiplantae, Streptophyta, Magnoliopsida, Brassicales, Cleomaceae. Gene Ontology annotation, cellular component: endoplasmic reticulum. Bases 140 to 994 code for a protein of 284 amino acids. Gene Ontology annotation, molecular function: procollagen-proline 4-dioxygenase activity; iron ion binding; L-ascorbic acid binding. The transcript has 12 exons.